UUAUCCUUGAUUUUAUUCUCCAGGUCCUUCCAAAAGUUCCUAUGACCCUCUCUCUGUGGAGUCGUUCGCUUCUUCCAUUGCCAUUGGCGCGAACCAAAAUGCCCCAAACCAGGCUCUCCUCCAAACCCCUUCCACCCAAACGUGGAAUCACCGCUUCGGAAUCAAGCCUGAAACCAGGCCCUGAAUCUCCCGAUGGAGUGUCUGGUCCAGAGAUCCGCGUUUUUGUCCGGAAGAAGAGAGUUAAAAAGGCAGUGGAAGCAUUCGAAGAUGAGCUUAAGGCGGAACCUCUUCGCCAGAGAAUUUGUGGCCUACCCGAUAUUGAAGACUUUGCAUAUGGGAAGUCCAAAAGUUCUUCUCAGUUUAAGAUGUCAAUAGCUGCUGCAGAUGUGCCUUCAGUGAAAAGCAAAGCUGUGCCUUCAACUAAGCCAAAGUCUGAACCACCGGCCAAUUGGGAAAAGAUUCUUGAUGGAAUUCGUGAAAUGAGAUCCUCUGAAGGUGCACCAGUAGACACCAUGGGAUGUGAAAAAGCUGGCAGUUCUCUUCCUCCCAAGGAAAGAAGAUUUGCUGUUUUGGUAUCUUCACUUCUUUCAAGCCAAACCAAAGAUAAUGUCACCCAUGGAGCUAUUCAGCGUCUCCUUCAAAAUGGUCUACUUACUCCAGAUGCCAUUGACAAUGCUGAGGAAGCCACUAUUAAGGGCUUGAUUUACCCUGUUGGGUUUUACCCUAAAAAGGCCAGCAAUUUGAAGAAAAUUGCAAGAAUAUGUCUCACAAAGUAUGAUGGAGAUAUUCCUAGUACGUUGGAGGAGUUACUCCUACUUCCAGGGAUUGGCCCAAAGAUGGCUCAUCUGGUUAUGAAUGUGGGCUGGAACAAUGUUCAGGGGAUAUGUGUAGAUACUCAUGUGCAUCGUAUCUGCAAUAGACUUGGGUGGGUGAAAAAGCCGGGAACAAAACAGAAAACUUCAAAUCCUGAGGAGACAAGAGAGUCCUUGCAACUCUGGCUUCCUAAGGAAGAGUGGGUUUCAAUCAACCCUCUUUUGGUGGGAUUUGGGCAGACCGUGUGCACUCCUCUUAGACCUAGGUGUGAAAGUUGCAGCAUCAGUAAAUUGUGCCCAUCAGCAUUUAAGGAGACCUCAAGCCCAUCAUCCAAGACAAAGAAGUCUGACCAAAGCAAGAAGCAUUAAUAUGGUGUCGUUUUGAGGGGAUGGAAUUCUGAUUUGCCCAUUACCACUUCAUCCUCAAUUGCCAUUGAAGACCAAAGCUAUACAAUUUUAUUUUUGACAGUUCCAUUCUUUGGUUGACCACUUUGUCUCAUGGUGACCUCUUUUUUGGUAUGGAACAAAUCUCAUUGCCCCUAUACCUUGUUGAAUAUCAAUUGGCAACUUAGAUUUUUUAUGGGA
Molecule: messenger RNA, 1397 nt
Organism: Diospyros lotus (date-plum)
Lineage: Eukaryota; Viridiplantae; Streptophyta; Magnoliopsida; Ericales; Ebenaceae
Product: endonuclease III homolog 1, chloroplastic-like
Exons: 11
Coding region: 42-1181 (379 amino acids)
Biological process (GO): nucleotide-excision repair; base-excision repair, AP site formation; base-excision repair
Cellular component (GO): chloroplast nucleoid; nucleus
Molecular function (GO): DNA binding; oxidized pyrimidine nucleobase lesion DNA N-glycosylase activity; DNA-(apurinic or apyrimidinic site) endonuclease activity
Source: RefSeq, a predicted model, not a curated record